UCAUUUUAUGAAUGUAUCCAACGUAUGUGCCCCUCCCACUCCCUUAGUGAUUGACAGUUGUCACUCAGCGCAAGACCCCUCCCCUCUCGCGCCCUCAUAUUAAAGCCAUCUGCCCCCUCCCAGCCAGUCGCCUUCCACUUCAGGUCUCACCUGUUGUCGCCUCACACACUGCUAUGGACUGCGGCGUUUAUGGGAUGGAUCCCCUGGAGGUUCCGCCUCUCACCCCGACCAGCAAAGAGGUUCUGUGCGAGGCUCUCAGAGCCACUUUUGCCGGUUUCACCCAGGAGCGACUCGCCCAUCGUUUCCCUCAAGAUCCCACUUUAUGGUCGGAAUGGGAGGUCAACCACUGGCUGGACUGGUGCCGGGUUGAGUUCGGGCUGCACUCGUUGGGCUCGGACCUGAAGGGCAUGCGGGGUCACGAGCUGUGUCGGCUGGACCGCGAGAAUUUCCUCAGCCUCAUGUCCGACUGCACCGCCGGCGAGAUUCUGUGGGAGCACUUGGAGAUCAUGAGACGGGAUCAUGACGGAGACUGCGGUGCUGUGCUGCCAAUGUGCGUCAUGUCAUCUCCUUGCCAGCCUCCAAACAAUAAAGAAAGCGACUCCGAAGCCGAGAUGUCUCACGGUAGCGCUCUGAUGUGGACGAGCGGCGUCCACCGUACCGAAGCCACGGCGGACGGGAGCCUUUGCGGGGACACCUUCGCUCUGGCGCAACCCUACAAAACCUUCAAGGAGUACGUGAGCAACAAGGCUGACGUCGGCUCAGCCGUCAUCCCUGCAGCCAUCCUCGCCGGUUACACCGGAAGCGGCCCCAUCCAGCUGUGGCAGUUCUUACUGGAGCUGCUGACCGACCGCAGCUGCCAGUCGUGCAUCAGCUGGACCGGAGACGGCUGGGAGUUCAAGUUGACCGACCCGGACGAGGUGGCGCUGCUUUGGGGCCGCCGCAAACACAAGCCCAAGAUGAACUACGAAAAGCUGAGCCGCGGCCUGCGCUACUACUACGACAAGAACAUCAUCCGCAAGACGGUGGGCAAGCGCUACGUUUACCGCUUCGUCUGCAACCUGCAGGGGCUGCUGGGAUACGAGCCCGGCGAGCUGCACGCCAUGUUGGACGUCGGGACCGCAAAUUAACUUGGGGGGUGAUGGGCGGGUUAUUGUCGCUGGAGGACGCCAUCCAACUCAACCCCCCCCCCCCCCCGAUGUAAAUAGAAGGUGAAAAAGUGUUCUGAAGUGGAGCUCAGCUGCUCGUUGGACUAAUUGAACAUGUGUUCAUUCACAGGCUUUCUUCCAUUACGUUGUCCGAAGCCGCCGAAUGUAACACACGUGGUUGUGCAGGGUGGGGGGUAUUCUGCUUCUGUGGAUUUCACAAUCUUCUGGGUCCUAAAGCGGCUUUUCAGGAAAGGUAACGAAAUGCUUUUUUGAAAACAGAUUUGUUGACAUUUGAAAAGACCAACAUGAGUAUUUAUUUAUUUAAAUAAAUUGCUGGUUUGUCUUCACUUUUGGUAAGAGGAACCAUUUAUUUGUAUUCUUUAGAACCAAAAUUGUCUACUUUUUAAGAACUAAAAAUUUGUCAAAUCCUUUUAGGAAAGUUCAUUUUUUAAGAACCAAAAAUUUGUUAAAUUUUUUGUAGGAAAGUAUAAUUUUUUCUGCUUAGAACAAAGCAACGCCAAGAAUUUAUUUUCUUCAUUCUAUUUUUUAGAAAAUGAAAACAUUAAGAAAUGGCAACAUAAUUCUUUAGUCUUCGUUUUCGAAAAGCGUCACUUUUUUUUAUUUGGGAAAUCAAAACAUCAAUUCUAUUCAAUUUUGGAAAACGAAACAUCAAUAGUUUGUCUUCUUUUUGGGAAAGCUCUAGAAACGCUACUUUGAAAGACAAACAAAAAAUAAUUUGAGAGCCCGCGAGAAGUGUUUACAUGCCGCCAGCAGUUGCUUGAAUCCGUAUCGUUUUCAUCCGCAAGCUGAGCAGCACUGUGUUUGUUUAUGGCCGAAGCGUGUGUCCGCGUGAUACCAUAUGUAGACGAUGGCGGAUUUCUAGCAUGAAAUCAGAAGCUGAUUGAAUUUUACAAAUCACUGAGCAAGGCGGCACACAGCGAGUGAGUGUGUGCGGAUUACUUCCGCCACUUUCCCUAAUGGAAGGGGGCGGGCGGGGGUUUCUUUGUCCUCAUGACCAAGUGUCAAGUGUGCGUUGGGCAUAAAAUCUCCCAAUAUUUGCCAUCGCUGUCAAUAGAAGGUGACCAAUCCCGCCCGCAAACACCCCCGGGGUGAAAAUAAAACACGUAAUGGAAGGUAACAGUGUCUCACCGUUGACUGAACGCUGCCUUCACGCUUGGGGUGUCCCCCCGAGAAGCCAGUCAAGCGCUGUCGCAUACCUCGUACCGUCCACUGAUUUGAGAAUAAAUGUUUAACAUGGCUUAGUCAUACAAAAUGCAAGCAAAUGGAUUUCUUUCGGGAAACACAACCACACAAAU
Syngnathus acus (greater pipefish) is the source of this 2461-nucleotide messenger RNA. RefSeq names its product protein C-ets-1-like. Gene Ontology annotation, biological process: cell differentiation; regulation of transcription by RNA polymerase II. Gene Ontology annotation, molecular function: DNA-binding transcription factor activity, RNA polymerase II-specific; sequence-specific DNA binding. The coding region runs from base 174 to 1127 and encodes 317 amino acids. The record is from RefSeq and is a predicted model, not a curated record. The transcript has 7 exons. Gene Ontology annotation, cellular component: nucleus. Lineage: Eukaryota; Metazoa; Chordata; Actinopteri; Syngnathiformes; Syngnathidae.